CGGGACUUCCGGCGGCGCGCUCGGUCAAGGGGCCGCCUGGGCCCCGGCGUCGUUCGCAUCCGCACGUGUCCGCCGCCGCCGCCUGCGCGAUGCUGCCGCUGCUGCGCUGCGUGCCCCGCGCCCUCGGCUCCGCCGUCGCCGGCCUCCGCGCCGCCGCGCCCUCCCCGCCGCUCCGGCAGCUGCUGCAGCCCGCGCCGCGCCCGUGCGGCCGACCCUUCGGGCUGCUCAGCGUGCGCGCGGGGUCGGAGCGGCGGCCCGGCCUCCUGCGGCCUCGCGGGCCCUGCGCCUGCGGCUGCGGCGCGCUGCACACCGAGGGGGACAAAGCUUUUGUUGAAUUCCUGAGUGAUGAAAUUAAGGAGGAAAAGAAGAUACAGAAGCAUAAAUCCCUCCCCAAGAUGUCUGGAGGAUGGGAGCUGGAAGUGAAUGGGACAGAAGCCAAAUUAGUACGGAAAGUUGCUGGAGAAAAGAUCACUGUCACUUUCAAUAUUAACAACAGCAUCCCACCAACAUUUGAUGGGGAGGAGGAGCCCUCCCAAGGGCAGAAGGUUGAAGAACAGGAGCCUGAAUUGACAUCCACUCCCAAUUUCGUGGUUGAAGUUAUAAAGAAUGGCGGCAAGAAGGCCCUUGUGCUGGACUGUCACUAUCCAGAAGAUGAGGUUGGACAAGAGGAGGAGGACGAGAGUGACAUUUUCUCCAUCAGGGAAGUGAGCUUUCAGUCCACAGGCGAGUCUGAAUGGAAGGACACAAAUUACACACUCAACACGGACUCCUUGGACUGGGCCUUAUAUGACCACCUAAUGGAUUUCCUUGCGGACCGAGGGGUGGACAACACUUUCGCAGAUGAAUUGGUGGAGCUCAGCACAGCCCUGGAGCACCAGGAGUACAUUACUUUCCUCGAAGACCUCAAAGGUUUUGUCAAGAGCCAGUAGAGCAGGCAGGGUGCUGAACGCCUUACUUAUGUGGUGGGCUUCAGGCAGUGAACAGACCCACGCCGGAGGCAGACACACGCGCUUUCAAAUGGUUUUCAUCCUAAUAUCAUGGAAAAUUAUUCAAAUCUAAAUUAUUUCUGUUGCCCUCUUAUUUACUAUUCAUUCAUUUCUUCUCAACAGAUCUAUUAUUUCUAGAUUUUUGUAUAAUGCAGUGAUGGACAGUAAAAUUGGUUUAUCCUCCUCUAAAA
This is a messenger RNA of Equus quagga, 1177 nucleotides long. RefSeq names its product complement C1q binding protein (gene C1QBP). The transcript has 6 exons. Gene Ontology annotation, cellular component: mitochondrial matrix. Gene Ontology annotation, biological process: cytosolic ribosome assembly. Bases 90 to 929 code for a protein of 279 amino acids. The record is from RefSeq and is a predicted model, not a curated record. Lineage: Eukaryota; Metazoa; Chordata; Mammalia; Perissodactyla; Equidae.